Messenger RNA from Knipowitschia caucasica, 207 nucleotides. The record is from the annotation of a GenBank genome assembly. NCBI's taxonomy places the organism in Eukaryota, Metazoa, Chordata, Actinopteri, Gobiiformes, Gobiidae.
AUGAAUCACCUCACUGUACGUCUUAUUGAAGUCGACUCGUUUGGGAAUCGCAGCUCUAGCCACUAUAAGGGAACUCUCCAGCUGUACAGGCUUCCCAGGGCUGAGCUGGAUGGAGCUGGUUCAGGUUCUGGAAACAAGAAACCCCUGGGAGAUCCCAUCUGCAGGCUGCCCCUCACAUUACCCAAGAAAGCACGGCCUAUUGAAUGA